Messenger RNA from Zerene cesonia (dogface butterfly), 977 nucleotides. Its product is annotated as RNA-binding protein 7. The transcript has 2 exons. NCBI's taxonomy places the organism in Eukaryota, Metazoa, Arthropoda, Insecta, Lepidoptera, Pieridae. Gene Ontology annotation, cellular component: nucleus. The record is from RefSeq and is a predicted model, not a curated record. Gene Ontology annotation, biological process: regulation of alternative mRNA splicing, via spliceosome. The coding region runs from base 150 to 725 and encodes 191 amino acids. Gene Ontology annotation, molecular function: single-stranded RNA binding.
GUUACUAGUUUUUAAUCUGUAGUUUAUUCAAGUAGACUGAAAGUUGGAUAAUUUCUAUGAUGUUUGCAUAUUUAUGAUAUAAAGGGAAUUAAACAAAACGUAAAAUGUUGAUAAAUAUUAUUAAUAAUUAGGUACAUCAAAUAUUCAUAAUGUCUGAGGAAGAUAACAAAACUCUGUGGUGUGGUAAUCUGUCAGAGCAAGUUAAUGAAGAAAUACUUUACGAACUCUUUUUGCAGGCGGGACCACUAGAAAAGGUGCGCAUUGCAAGAGACAGAGAUGGUCGACAAAAGAACUUUGCAUUCAUAACGUUUAAUCACGAAGUGUCUGUACCAUACGCGAUAAACUUGUUCCGUGGUACUGCACUGUUUAAUAGAACUCUGCUCCUGCAAACUAGAGGUCGGAUGGUACAAUUGCCACCGCCAAUUCGAUGUUACGGUAUCGAAAUGCCAAUGGAACUACAAGGUCCUGAUGUGCAACAAUUCUCUGAAAUGACAGAGAAGCUUAUGGAUGACAGUCAGAAGCCUAUUCGACAACCGCUGCAGCGGCAUGACUCUAAUGACAAACUGGUUAUGGCUAGCCUACAAGGUAAUUGGUUGAACAGGCAUCAUCCAUACAGACCAAAAGAGAAGCAUGCGCGUGACGAUUAUAGGCAUAGAGACAAUCGUAACAAACACCAGAGUAGCUGGAGGGAUAGGAGAAAUCAUAGGAACUACAGAAGAGAUUAAAAUUUAUAUAAGAAUGGUUAGUGUUCAUUUUCACAUCUCCAAAGAGAUUGAACUAUGGAAUUCAUGAAAAAAUGUCAGUGUGCAUUAAGUGGACAUAGUUAUGACAUAUAUUUUUAAUGCACAUUUGAUGAGUUCUAUAAGGGUACUUUGAAGUACUAUAAUUAUGCAUUUUACAUCAUUGCAUUACUAAAAGAGAGAUUUUAUAGAUAUGUUUAAUAAAUUUUAUUACACAUUUAAAUAUGUAUCAACAUG